AUGGAUUCCAAGGAAUCUUUGAACAUUGAACAAAUCCGCAUCGUUGAUGACUACUCGGAUCCACCGCCUGCAUAUUCCCCCGCGCGUGCUUCAGUCGCGUCCUCAGAAGCGUCCCUCUGGACCAUCGAGCCGGACUUUCCCCCUGAGUUUACCAACGAUUCACGGGAGCUGGACUACUGCUUUGCGCCGGAAAAACACAGCAAGUUUAGCAUCAAUGCGGACAUCACGUCGCGCACGUCUGCUUUCAUCGAGGCGUUCAUGCGGCCGAGCACGCAGGCUCGGUUGGUGAGUGUAGGGUUGAAUCGCAGCGAGUCUGGAGGGAGUAGCAGCAGCGUUCCUUCAAGUGGUGAACCCCAAUCGGAAAGCCCUAACCCGCCACCACUGGACAUCGUGGUGAUGGUCGUCGAUGAAUCCAUUGACCCCUUCAUAAGCAUCGCAAAACAACUCCAGCAAGAUUCCCACCGGGUCCGGAUCGCUGCAGAUGUCUCAUACGCAUCGAGGGUACGAAGUCACGGACUGGACCUCUUCGCCAUCCCUCCGAUCACCUCAUCCCCACGAAGUUUCAGGACAGCCAAUGGUCAAACUCUCGACUCAGCCGAUAACCGAGCGAACCAUGUCCGCAACCUCCGCCAUUCCCUCUUUGAGGCAUACAAACGAUGCUGGCAAGCCUGCAUUGCGCCAUACCGGGACGACGCCCGCCCCUUCAUGGCGGACGCGAUCAUCGCCACCCCAACGGCGCAUGCCCACAUCCACUGCGCGGAACGUCUAUCGAUCCCGCUGCAGAUCAUGUCCGCGACACCGCAGAGCCCUACCAAAGCCUUCCCGCAUCCUAGAGCGCGUCUGGAUCCCAACGAGGAGAUCGAUCAGCCGACUGCCAACAUGUUGUCUUAUGCGUUAAUUGAGGAGUCGACGUGGCGUUUAAUCUUGGAGCCCCUCAACAUAUUCCGACGACAGGUUCUCGGGUUGAUGAGCAUUUCCCCAACUGUGGCGGGAAGGCUGAUAAUGGACCACGAGAUUCCACAUACGUACUUCUGCUCGAGGAUUCUGGUUCCGAAGCCGAGGGAUUGGGCGAUUAAUCAUGUCAUUCGGGAGAGUAUACUAAAUCGUGGGCUUCGGAUUGUUGUCUCUGAAGAGUGCCGGCACGUCUGUGCGAAGUUGAACAAUCCCAACGGUUACGUUGUCAACUCCAGUGCCAGCGACUGGCUACUCCCCAGAGUAUCUCUGGUCGUCCACAACGGGAGCAUAGACACCACGAAAAUGGCUUUACGGCAUGGCAAACCAAGCGUGGUCAUCGCACAGACCGACGACCACCUUUCAACCGGCCAAACCGUCGCGAAAAUCGGCGCCGCCGCCUCGCCACUACGCGCCAACGAGCUCACCUCCGAGUCCUUGGCCCAGGCGAUCGCCUUCUGCCUCCGCACCGACGUCCAACAGACCACCCGAGCCAUCCAGCGACAACUCCUCGACGAGGCCGGGGCCGCCAGCGCCAUCAAGUCCUUCUACCGCUGGCUGCCUCCGCAGGUCCACCCCUGCAGCAUGACCAAGCAGGACCUGGCCAUGUACCAGAUCUGGAACCGACCGUCGCAGACAAUCUCCCCGGAGGCGGCAGCCGUCCUGCUGCAGGAGCAACGCAUCAAGCUUACGGAUCUCGUGCUGAUCACGCGGUGCCCAUAUAACAUCCCAUCCACGCAACCCGCCUCCGAACGUCCGACCAAGGAUUACUGGGGGGGAAUCUCCCACGCCGCAAAGGACAUCGUCAGUGCCUCGGACCUGGUGAGCAAGGUCCCCGGGCUGCGGAAGAAGGGCCGACCCAACCUCGCGAAGGACGUCGGGGUGGGAACCGCCCGGUUCUUUGGGAACAUCGCUCUGCUUCCUUUUACCAGUACCGCGUUGGUGGUCAAUAGCGUUGCAUACGGGGUGAAGAGCGUGAAGGCACACAGGCAGAACCCCAGUCGCGAGGAAGAGCUCCCCGCCGAUGCAUUGGAUGCGACCCGGGAAAGGGGACCAGGCUCCUCAAAAGCAGAACAAGCAAGACGCGAUUCUCGGGGGGUAUCAUCUUCUACGAACCAGAUCCAGCUCAGGAACGAGGAGCACGUGGAGGCGAUCUGCCGGCGGCAUUUGGAUCGUGGGUUUCGGAACGACAAGAUCCAUAAUCUGGAGUUCAGGGGGAAUGUGGUUGAUGUUUUUGAAAGCGGUUGAGGGUGGGAAGGAGGGGCUGGCGUGAGGAGAUUCUGAGCAUGUUUGGGCAGUCUGUGUUGUAUUAUGUUUUGGAAUUGAUUAUCGAGAAGAUUGAAUGGGAAG
This is a messenger RNA of Aspergillus aculeatinus CBS 121060, 2301 nucleotides long. RefSeq names its product glycosyltransferase. The record is from RefSeq and is a predicted model, not a curated record. The coding region runs from base 1 to 2199 and encodes 732 amino acids. Gene Ontology annotation, biological process: carbohydrate metabolic process. Gene Ontology annotation, molecular function: UDP-glycosyltransferase activity; hexosyltransferase activity. The transcript has 11 exons. NCBI's taxonomy places the organism in Eukaryota, Fungi, Ascomycota, Eurotiomycetes, Eurotiales, Aspergillaceae.